This is a messenger RNA of Momordica charantia (bitter melon), 5579 nucleotides long. RefSeq lists its product as uncharacterized. The record is from RefSeq and is a predicted model, not a curated record. Gene Ontology annotation, molecular function: helicase activity. NCBI's taxonomy places the organism in Eukaryota, Viridiplantae, Streptophyta, Magnoliopsida, Cucurbitales, Cucurbitaceae.
CUUCGCCUCAUAUUUGCAUUCUCUUUCUUCCUUCGCUUUUGCUUGCUCUGACUCUCAAAUCAAAGAGCCCCCUUCCCCUCUCAUCUCCUCUCUCUAAAAUUUGUCUCUCUCUCUCUCUCUACUUAUGCAUUUAAGGAUUCAAGGAGUACCCAAGAGGUAAAAUUCUCGAACCAAAAAUACCAUUUGAUUUAUUCUCUCGUUUGUGUGGAGGAAUUUGUUGGCAUCCCGAAGAUCAGUUGGCACCAGUAAUGAGAUCCGAAUUGCAUAAUUGUUGCCUUUGACUAUUGCCGAGCGUCAAGGCGUUUUGGACUCUGAUCCUUUUCAAGUUACUCACUGGGGAUAACUGUAUCAAUAGGGCCUUUUAUUAAUUUAGUUUUUAUGCAUUUUUGUAUGACAUGGGUUCUCGAGGAAGACUAUUAUUUGAUCUUAAUGAACCCCCUGUCGAGGAUAAUGAAGAUAGUGAUGGUAUUAUGUUUCAGCUUCAGCAGGCUCAACCGUCUUCAAAUUCCCAUGCUUCAGACUUAUUUCCAACAUCAGGAGGUCCCCAAAGAAUAUUAAACAACCAUGCAUUUUCUCAUGCAUCUUCUGUAUCAGGUUUUCAGCCUUUUAUUCGGAGUAAACUUGGUUCUCAUCCUGAAAUGGGUGAAGAACAAAAGAAAAUAUCAGAUCAAAAUACAAAGACUGCACCAUCAUCUAAGUUAAGUAAUGACGAGACUGCUGCACCAACAUUGGUUUCAGGUUCUAAAGACACUCAAUCAGUGGAAAGGGAAGAAGGAGAAUGGUCUGAUGCUGAGGGUUCUGCUGAUAUAAAUGGAGGCAGCGUUUUGCAUAAACAGUUAAAAGCUUCACAAGAGCAAGGCCUACUUUCUACUUCCUGUGAUGUUUCCGAGAACAAUUCUUGCUAUACAAAAAUUGCUGAUAGUACUGUUGAUAAAAGUAGUAAUUAUGUUCCUUCAACAUUGGAUCUGGAGCCAACUGAUCGGAAAAGUAACAGUACCCUUAAUACAGAAAGCAAUGUUAAAGUUGAUACAUCCAUGGAUGGUGGUCAGGAAGAGACUGGGUUGCCCCCAAAACAAAGAGAAGUCAAGGGCAUCGAAGCAAGUCAUGCUCUAAAAUGUGCUAAUAACCCUGGAAAGAGGAAAAUAGAUCAACAUCUAGAAGCCAAGCUUGGAAAGAAGCGUAAUAGGCAGACAAUGUUUCUUAAUUUAGAAGAUGUGAAGAUGGCUGGUCCUAUGAAAACGUCAACCCCUCGAAGGCAAACAUUUCCACCUCCUAUAACCACUCGCAUUGUGAAGGAAGUUCAUAAUGCAACCCAAGUUACUGAACGUGUGGGGGAAAAACAGACUGUUAACAAAGACCAGAAACAAGGAGAUGUUUCAUAUCAUGAAGGAGGCAUUUCAGCAGAAUCUGGUGAAUCAAAAUUGGAAUGUAAUGGUGAGACGAGUUCUGGAUUACUAACUCGGCCAAACAGGCCAAACAAUGAUGGAGAUCUCCCAACAGAGGCAGCCUUACCACCAAUUCCUAGACAGGGUUCAUGGAAGAUACCUACAGAUUCAAGGUUGCAGAGGAAUAUGCAGGUCUCCAAUAGGAAAUCACCUCUAGCUAAUCAAAGUUCUUCUGACCACAAGCAGGUAAGCAAGAAGCAUAUUCCUGCCAAGAAGCAAAAUUCUGUUAGUACUCAUCAAGACUCAUCAGUUGAACGACUGAUACGGGAGGUGACGAAUGAUAAGUUUUGGCAUCACCCAGAGGAAACUGAACUCCAAUGUGUUCCUGGUCGGUUUGAAUCUGUGGAAGAAUACAUCAGAGUGUUUGAACCUUUGUUAUUUGAGGAAUGUCGGGCUCAACUUUACAGUACGUGGGAGGAACUCUCCGAAACAUUCUCAAGAGAUACACAUGUGAUGGUUCGUGUCAAGAAUAUUGACAGGAGAGAAAGAGGAUGGUAUGAUGUAGUAGUUCUUCCUGUGAACGAGUGCAAAUGGUCAUUCAAGGAGGGGGAUGUGGCAGUUCUUUCCUGCCCCAGACCUGGAUCAGUGCGAUCAAAGAGGAACAACACCAUGUCUGUAGAGGAUGAUGAAGAUCCUGAAUCUGGUGGACGUGUGGCUGGAACUGUUCGACGGCACAUUCCUAUUGACACCCGUGACCCUCCAGGGGCUAUCAUUCAUUUUUAUGUUGGGGACUCGUAUGAUUCCAGUAGCAGGACUGAAGAAGAUCACAUACUUAGAAAACUUCAGACAAAGAAUGUUUGGUUUUUAACAGUGCUUGGUUCUCUUGCAACCACCCAGCGAGAGUAUGUUGCCCUGCAUGCAUUUCGUCGGCUCAAUAUGCAGAUGCAAUCUUCAAUCCUUCAGCCUAAUCCUGAGCAAUUUCCAAAGUACGAGCAACAGUCGCCUGCUAUGCCUGAGUGUUUCACACAAAAUUUUGUUGAGUAUCUGCAUAGAACCUUCAACGGACCCCAGCUAUCUGCAAUCCAGUGGGCAGCAACACAUACAGCUGCUGGUACGAGCAGCGGGACAGCCAAGAGGCAAGAACCAUGGCCUUUUACGCUCGUACAAGGUCCUCCUGGGACAGGUAAGACACAUACAGUUUGGGGAAUGCUAAAUGUUAUCCAUUUGGUUCAGUAUCAGCAUUACUAUACUUCUCUGCUCAAGAAACUAGCACCAGAAAGCUAUAAACAAGCUCAUGAAAGCAGCUCAGAUAAUAUCAUUACUGGAUCCAUUGAUGAGGUACUCCAAAACAUGGACCAGAAUCUUUACCGCACUCUUCCCACGUUGUGUCCUAAACCUAGAAUGCUAGUUUGUGCACCUUCUAAUGCUGCAACAGAUGAGCUUCUUGCUCGUGUUCUUGAUCGUGGAUUUAUUGAUGGGGAAAUGAAGGUUUAUCGACCUGAUGUGGCUCGAGUUGGUGUAGAUUCACAAACUCGUGCGGCCCAAGCAGUUUCUGUUGAGCGUAGAACAGAACAACUUUUGGUCAAAAGUCGAGAUGAAGUCUUAAGAUGGAUGCACCAGCUAAAAGUUCGUGAAACUCAAUAUUCUCAGCAAAUCAGUAAUCUUCAGAGAGAACUCAAUGUUGCUGCUGCUGCUGUUCGUUCUCAAGGAUCCGUUGGUGUUGACCCUGAUGUUCUGGUGGCUCGUGACCAAAAUCGAGAUGCAUUAUUGCAACAUCUUGCUGCUGUAAUAGAAGGUAGGGAUAAAAUUCUAGUUGAGAUGUCACGCCUCCUUAUUUUAGAAGGCAGGUAUCGAUCUAACAGUAAUUUCAAUAUGGAGGAUGCACGAGCUAGUCUUGAGGCUAGUUUUGCCAAUGAGGCUGAGAUAGUUUUCACUACAGUAUCAAGCAGUGGUCGAAAAUUGUUUUCUCGACUUUCUCAUGGUUUUGACAUGGUAGUCAUUGAUGAGGCAGCCCAAGCCAGUGAAGUAGCUGUUCUUCCACCGCUUUCUCUUGGUGCAGCAAGGUGUGUGCUUGUUGGGGAUCCCCAACAGCUCCCUGCCACGGUUAUCAGUAAAGCAGCAGGAACAUUAUUGUACAGUAGAAGUCUCUUCGAAAGAUUCCAGCUAGCAGGAUGUCCCACUAUGUUGUUAUCUGUGCAGUACAGAAUGCAUCCUCAAAUACGUGAUUUCCCUUCAAGGUACUUCUACCAAGGGCGCCUUACUGACAGUGAAAGUGUUGCUAAUUUACCUGAUGAGACAUAUUACAAAGACCCUUUACUUAGACCAUACACUUUCUUUGAUAUUACACAUGGACGGGAAUCUCAUAGAGGGGGCUCUGUUUCCUAUCAAAAUAUUCAUGAAGCACAAUUUUGUCUUCGUUUGUAUGAAUAUCUACAGAAAACUGUGAAGUCAUUAGGCGUAGGUAAAGUUUCAAUUGGUAUAAUAACACCAUACAAGCUCCAAUUGAAGUGCCUCCAACGCGAGUUUGAGGAGGUUCUGAACUCUGAAGAAGGAAAGGAUCUAUAUAUUAAUACUGUAGAUGCUUUUCAAGGUCAAGAGAGGGAUGUGAUUAUCAUGUCUUGUGUGCGUGCCUCCAACCAUGGUGUUGGAUUUGUUGCAGAUAUCCGUCGAAUGAAUGUAGCACUGACCCGUGCAAGGAGGGCUCUCUGGGUCAUGGGCAAUGCUAAUGCUUUGAUGCAGUCUGAUGAUUGGGCUGCGUUAAUCACUGAUGCAAGGGCAAGGAGCUGUUACAUGGACAUGGAAUCGCUUCCCAAGGACUUUCUCGGACAGAAGGGAUCUAUUCAAUCUGCUUUGCCAGGGAAGAUCUCUUCCAAUAUUAGGGGUGUGAGAUCAGCUCUUCCAAGACAUAGGACUCUGGAUAUGCAUGUGGAGUCGAGGUCUGGAACACCAUCAGAAGAUGAUGAGAAAUCAAACUCUUCGAUUAUCACCAGGAACGGAAAUUACCGGCCUUCUAAGGCUGCUGUAGAGAAUUCAUCAGAUGACUUCGAUCAGUCAGGUGACAAAUUGAGAGAUACUUGGCAAUAUGGUAUACCGAAAAGGCAGAGUUCUGCUGGGAUUGUUGGGAAGAGAGAAACUUAAUCAUGGCUUUUAAAUUGGUUUUAAUGGUUCAGAGGAAACCCGUCGGUUAAUUUCGUGUGCAUCCUUGUGAUGCUCAGCUUUUGAAGCCUACUUGCAUGGGAGCCCGAGCAGUGUCUGAGUAAUGACAUAGGUUGCACAGCAUCUGCAGACAUCUGUUCUUGGAGGAUCCAUUCCUUUGAUUUAAAUGGAUCCCUUUGGGUUACCAUCAUACCGAAAGGUGAGCAUGCAAUUCGAGACAUCUGUUCUUGGGGGAUCCAUUUCCUCACAUUGUGUAUGCAUGUUCAGGAAUCAAGUUGUGGGCAUCGGAAUCUUCCAUCAUGAGAACUUGAGAGCUAUAAUAUGGGCUUGGAUUGGAAAUUGAAUUGGGUGCAUGUGGUCAGUAGAAUUACCGGCCUCAAUUGCUGUUGGAGUUGGGGGGUGGCUCGGCGGCACUCCCGUGGAAAUGGAGAUUGACUCGCUGGCGUGCUGGCGGAGGUAAAUUCACAUGUAAAAGAUGCUCAAUACAUUGUUUUGGACAAUAAAUGCUCUGCAUAAAGAUGACAUUUGACAGGCAAGUAAGAAAGUGAAGGGUUUCAAUCUUGUUUGUUCUCUCUCUGAGGAGAUGUACUUCUCUCAACCCUUCAUCUGGGAGCUAGAAUUAUAUGGGCUGCAGCAGCUGGGAAUACAUAAAAAUUGUACAGAAACCAAUGGGGAGUACAGGUUGUGAUUGAGGCCGUCAAAAUUUUGAAUUGCGUUAAUGCCAAAUUGACUUGUACAUACCCAUACCCCUUCAUUUGAAAUUAUAGUAAUUCUUUGUCGCAGUUGUCUUUUUCUUCCCAAUUCUCAACUUCACUGCAGUACACUAAUUGAUGCGGUGCCUGCCACAUUUAAUUAAUAUUGUACCAGUUUGUGCCGUUGUUCUUUGAACACACACACCACAUGGGAGAUGAGAUGGGGCUGUAAUUGUGAGGUUUUCAAGAAGAACCGGUGGACUGUGUUUUCUUUUUGGAAGCUCGUAUUUGCUAAGUAUUGAAUUGAAUUCUGUGGACUAAUAAUGUUCUGUUUCGUUUAUGCUCA